Messenger RNA from Anthostomella pinea, 1335 nucleotides. Lineage: Eukaryota; Fungi; Ascomycota; Sordariomycetes; Xylariales; Xylariaceae. The record is from the annotation of a GenBank genome assembly.
AUGGCGCCCCUGAAGCUUCUGGCCAGGCUGGCCGUUGGUAUUUUCUUACUCAGUUCACCAACUCUGAUACAUGCGGACGCUGACAGGAUCCACCCCCGCAACAUCACCAUUAACCUACUGCAGAACGGCGACAGCGACUCCCAGGGCACGCCUUUCAAGGGGGCCCUCGUCAAGGCCUGGUGGGACGUGGUAGACCUCGCGAGGAUACCCGCAUCCGUCAACUGGGACGAGCCCGGGACGUUGGAGGAGAGGUUCUACGGGGCCGACAUAGGCUCCAGGGACGAUGCCAAAGAGCAGAUCCAAACGGUCUUCAAGACCAUCAUGGACCUAUACACGUCCAAGACGACGGGCCAGAUCCGCAUAGCCUGCCAGGACAUGCACCAAGACCACCGGACAGACGACGAGCAGACGACGUGCACGAACCGGGUGCCCGGACGGAAACCCAAGCUCAUCGGCGGCUACGCGUUCGCCUACGGCCCGGCGCACGACCAGGGCACCGUCGUGCUCUGCGCGCCCUUCUUCGCGCCCGGACAGGAAAACCUCGGCGAGGUGCUGGCGGAGCUUCGGAGCCACAAGGAUCAGCAGCACGACGCUAAGGUCAUGAGCGGCAAGUUCACCAUGUUGCUCCACGAGCUCACGCAUCUUCCUUCUAUCGAAGGGCAGCAGACGGUUGUCAUUGAAGAUCAGAAGUUCAAUCCCAAGGCGCUGAUACCCGAUGCCGCAUACGGCCUGUACUGGGUGGAGAGGUUGGCAGACAGUACCAAACAGCGUGCCCGGACGCAUCUUAACGCCGACACCUACGCGUGGUACGCCAGCGAGAAAUACUUCGAGGCCUUCUUCGGCACGCCCGACGCCUACAACCAGCCGCGCGUGGACCCGGACCCCCCAGCCCCUGCCCCUGCCCAGGACCAGCCGGACCAACCCACCAAGGCCCUCAACAUCGUCCUCGAGAACAGCCGGCACGGUGUCCCGGGCGACGCGGACUUCUACGACCGGAUGGAGUGGCUCCUCUUCUCCGUGGCCUACGGGACCGGCUCGCUGUGCGCGACGGACCAGUCCCCGGCCCGGUACCCGACCGACGGCACCAUCACCCAGCUGAUCCACGCCGAGCUGCUACACGGCACCUUUGCCGUCAAGACCCAGGACGGGGACUGCGAGUACAAGAACGACGGCACGGGGAACCCGGGGGCGCUGUGGUGUGGCGGUACGGCGCAUAGCUGCAGGGAGCAGGCGGAUCUGCGGAAGGGAAGGGAGGCCGAUCAUUAUUGCGCUGAGCUCGGAAAGAGUAUCACGGGAUCCGUGGAGCAGCGUGCGGCUGUUGUUUGCGAGUGGUAG